Molecule: messenger RNA, 3514 nt
Organism: Brienomyrus brachyistius
Lineage: Eukaryota; Metazoa; Chordata; Actinopteri; Osteoglossiformes; Mormyridae
Gene: slc36a4
Product: solute carrier family 36 member 4
Exons: 12
Coding region: 289-1797 (502 amino acids)
Biological process (GO): amino acid transmembrane transport; L-alanine transport
Cellular component (GO): vacuolar membrane
Molecular function (GO): L-proline transmembrane transporter activity; L-alanine transmembrane transporter activity
Source: RefSeq, a predicted model, not a curated record
CAGGCCGCCUCCUUUAAUCCGGAGGAGCCGACCUGACACACUGUGUCCAGCCGCGAAGCGUCGCCGUUUUCACGCCCUCGAUGGAGGUUUCCUGAAUCGCAGAGAGGUCCAGUGGUACCGAGGACUGCGCCCUGGCCGGAGGCCGAGCCGGAGGAUUGCGGUGCUCGGCAGACCGCGCCGGGAUCGCUCUUUGGAAUCAUCCUAAGUGUAGAGCUGCCGUGUACCGCCCGUCCAGUCCUGCCAAGCCCAGCUCAGCCCAGCCGCAUUACUCACGCCUCCCGGCGGUCGAUGGCUUCUGCGGAGCAGCUAGACAUGGAGGUGAUGACUCCACUCAUCGAUGACUUGGGGCUGCAUUCUGAGGAGAAUUCAGAUGAGGACCCUGAAUUGCCUCCGGUGCAGAGGAAUUACGACCUGAGCCCCCGUCAGGGCAUUACGUUUUUUCAAACUCUCGUCCAUUUGCUGAAGGGGAACAUCGGCACAGGUGUGCUAGGCCUUCCUCUGGCCGUACGGAAUGCCGGAAUUAUUGUAGGGCCCAUUAGCCUGGUGCUAAUCGGGGUGGUGUGUGUACACUGCAUGCACAUCCUGGUCUCCUGCAGCCAUCACCUGUCUGAAAGGCUGAAGAGACCUCCCGUGGGGUACAGUGACACCGUUACCCUGGCCAUGGAGCACAGCUCCUUCCGGAGUCUUGGGAGAGGGGCGUCAUUCGGCAGACAUCUGGUGAACUUCUUUCUGGUGCUGACCCAGCUGGGCUUCUGCAGCGUCUACUUCGUCUUCCUGGCGGAGAACGUCAGACAGGUGGUGGAGGGGUACAGGGGGAACAGCACGGAGUCACCCCCCCGUGGCUUGAGUGGUGGCAACGUCACCAUGGAGACGGGCCCCGAGCCCUGGGCCCUGGACCUGCGGCUCUACAUGCUCCUCUUCCUGCCCUUCCUCGUGCUGCUGGUCUUCGUGAGAGAUCUCCGGAGCAUGGCCGCGCUCUCUUUCCUGGCCAACCUGUGCAUGGCCGUCAGCCUGCUCAUCAUCUUCCAGUACAUCCUGAGUGAUGUCGGGGACCCACACCGUCUCCCCUAUGUCUCCAGCUGGAAGAGGAUUCCCUUUUUCUUCGGAACAGCCAUUUUUGCCUUCGAGGGAAUCGGAGUGGUCCUGCCGCUGGAGAACCAGAUGAGGGAGCCAAAGCGAUUCCCCCUGGCACUCAACAUUGGCAUGGGGAUCGUCAUAGUGCUGUACGUCACCUUGGCCACACUGGGGUACCUCCACUUUGGGGAGAACAUCAAAGGCAGCAUCACACUGAACCUGCCUCACGACGCCUGGACCAACCAGAUGGUGAAGAUCCUCUACUCCUUUGGCGUGUUUCUUAGUUACUCCAUCCAGUUCUUUGUGCCUGCGGAGAUCAUCCUGCCUCCGCUGAGGGCACGGCUGCAGGAAGCCUGGAGGGUACCUUGCGAGCUGGUCGUUCGAGCCCUGCUCGUCUGCCUGACCUGUCUGACAGCUGUGCUCAUUCCUCGACUGGAUCUGGUCAUCUCCUUUGUGGGUGCGGUGUCCAGCACUGCCCUGGCCCUGGUCUUCCCCCCAUUGGUGGAGAUCAUAACCUUCGCUGACCGGAAGUGCCACCCAGGAAUGGUGCUGAAAGACCUCCUCAUCGCCACCGUGGGCUUCAUAGGCUUUCUGGCUGGCACCUAUGUUACUGUAGAGGAGAUCAUUUCCCCAGAAGUGUCCUGCCAGCUCCCGGACCUCUUCAACACUUCAGACCCCUCAGGCUGGAACCGGACCACACCUGGUGCAUCAACACCAGUAUGAUGGAAGGCAGACUAUGGGAUCAGCAGCCGUCGUCAAAUCCAUAUGCUUUUCUUUCUUGCGACGGUGGUAUCCACAGGGCCAGUGGAAGAGGCCACACCUUCAAACAGCUUUCCCAUGCCUUGCUGCAAUUUCAAAAUCUCAGUCUUGGAUCCUAGGCAGCCUGUUACAUUUUCGAAGUUUUUUUUUUUCCUACCUCCAUUAUAGGAUAAGAAAUACGAUGCAAAAAAUCACAAAGAAGGAACUGUACAAAAGCCUCACAGAGCAUUGGCUUUAAGGGGGAGGUUGUUUCGUUGCUUUAUUUUGUGUCUGGUCAUGAACUAAGCUGCUCCACAGGGAGCAGGCUGUGAAACCUCCACCUUUCCCCUCGUAGUACCCAACAGAUGCUGUCAAGGUGACCUUUUUCUGGGCUAAUACAGUAAGCCAAGGAACCAACACCUUUCUGUGCAGGUGUUGGGCGAGAAUAUAGACUGAUGUUUGACCUGAGUCUCCAAUGUAUGGGUGGGGCCUGAACAAGAUAUGUAAAUGAUACCAUAAAAUUAGAGAAUCUUAAAAUGAGUAUUUUCUGUGCAUGCGUCACUACACUAUGGACAGGAUCAUAACCCAGUCUUACGAACAAAGAUCGGGUCAUGAUCCUGUUCAUACAAGCAAGGACCGGGUGAUGGUCCCCGUCCAUAUGAGCAAGGAUCGGGUUAUGAUCCCGUUCGUAUGAGCAAGAACUGGGGGGUGGUCCCGUCCCUACAAACAAGGAUCGGGCUAUGGUGACAUUUGCACAAGCAAGGACCAAGCGAUGGUCCCAUCCACACAAACAAGGACCGGGCCAUGGUCCCGUCCAUAAGACCAAACGCUGGGCGAUGGUCCUAUCCCUGUGAAGAUUCGUUCGGCUUCAGGUUGGCAUUUCCUUUACCUGUCAUUAGCUGGUUCAUUCCUCUUAAUUAUUUGCUUGUUUGAAGGUAAUUUCUAUGCUUGUGGGUCUCGGUCAUUGUUCAGUUACAAAGGCCUUGGCGUUCUGCCUGGCAGCCACGGGAGAUCCAUAAAUGUCUCCGUUUCACACUUGCAACAUCCAUCUGUUAAGUCAAUCACACAAUUAGCAUGUGAUUAACUGACAUUAGCAAGAAAACAUAAUUGCUUCCCACAGAAGUACCUUGGAUUGUAUCCCUGUUCCCAGGAGUGUGAAUCUCUCCCCAUUUGUUUGAUUUUUGGGUGACAAACAAAUUUGUUUUGUUUGUAAUGUUUGCAUUUCCAUUCCAGUGAAGGGGUGAAGUCUGUGAGACAAAUAUUAGCCUAAUGUUUCACCAUUUAACUCAUUUGUUUGCAUUACGUACCAGAAACAGCCAGUGCUGGUUUGGACAGAAUUAGGGCUUCUCAGCUUUUUUUUAUUUUUGGGGGGGGGUAUCAAAUUAACAGUUUACAUCAAACGAGCACUUAUUUAUAAAUGAAAAAUGUUAUUCUUAAAUGGUACAGACAAAAUAAUUCCGUACUGGCCAAUACUGGACCAUGUGAUCUGUACAUGUGGCAGUGUGUGCAUUACAUGUUACAUGUUGAACUUGGAUAAACCAUAGGUUGUGUCAUAGUGCCAUUGAUAGUGCCAAAUGUAAUUAAUGUCUGAAAUGUGACUUGGAACCAGCAAAAUCAAUUAUGCAUGCUUUUUAAAAUAUCUUGGAUAUUGGGUAAUUUCGGGUCCUUAACAUACACAAUAAAUAUUGAGGUUUUACACCAA